AGACACUCAGGGACUUUAGAGAUCACAGCUGAUAUUCACUCACAGACUUAAAGAGAGGAAGAGCAAUGGCAGAAUCUUCAUCAACAUCACAAAAACAAAGACCAACCAGGAGAUACAGUUUAGAAGAUUUACGUCCAAACAUGUCGUCCUCCAGUAGUGCACUAAAUGAGGAGCUUCAGUGUUCAAUCUGUCUGGAUGUGUUCACUGAUCCAGUCACAACUCCAUGUGGACACAACUUCUGCAAGACCUGCCUGAAUGAAUGCUGGAAAAACACUCAGAACUGCAGCUGUCCAUUCUGUAAAGAAACAUUCAGCAAAAGACCUGAUCUGAAGAUUAAUACAACACUCAGAGAGUUCGUGCAACACUAUAAGAAGAAGUUUAUUCUGGGUAAAUCUGAAGUUCUCUGUGACCUCUGUGAUGAAAGAAAGCAGAAAGCCGUGAAGUCUUGUCUGAUGUGUCAAAGCUCUUACUGUGAAACUCACCUGGAGCCUCAUCGGAGAGUUCUGGGUCUAAAGAAACAUAAACUGAUGGACACUGUGGAGAAUCUGGAGGAUUAUAUAUGCCAGAAACACGAGAGACCUCUGGAGCUGUUCUGCAGAGAUGAUCAGAAAUGUGUGUGUUUGUCCUGCACUGAAGGAGACCACAAGACUCACAACACUGUUCCUAUAGAGGACGAGAGUGCAGAGAAGAAGAAUCACCUGGUAAAGACACAGACAGACGUGCAGCAGAUGAUCCAGAACAGAAUGAAGAAGAUUCAAGACAUCCAACACUCUGUCGAGAUGAGAAAGAGAAACACAGAAGAAGAGAAAUCACACAGUGUUGAGGUGUUCACGGCUCUGAUUCGCUUCAUUGAGAGAUGUCAGACUGAAGUUGUUGAGAUGUUGGAGGAGAAGCAGAAAGCAGCAGAGAAACAGGCUGAAGAUCUCAUUAAAGAGCUGGAGCAGGAGAUCACUGAGCUAAAGAGGAGAAACUCUGAGCUGGAGCAGAUCUCACACACUGAAGAUCAUCUUCAUCUCCUACAGAUUGACCCAUCCCUGUACAGCCCAAAAAAUAAUAAGAACUGGACUGAGAUCAGUAUUAACACUCAUGUGAGUGUGGACACUCUGAAUAGAGCUCUGACUCGACUCAAAGACACUCUAGAUCAAAAACUUGGUCAAACUGUAUUGAGGAGGAUGCAGCAGUAUGCAGUGGAUGUGACUCUGGAUCCUGAUACAGCUCAUCCUAAUCUCAUCCUGUCUGAUGAUGGAAAACAAGUGACAUGUGGAGACAUUAAACAAAUCCUCCCAGAUAAACCAGAGAGAUUUGAUACAUGUGUCUGUGUUCUGGGAAAGAAGGGAUUCAGCUCAGGUAGAUUUUAUUUUGAGGUGCAGGUGAAGGGAAAGACUGAGUGGGAUUUAGGAGUGGUCAGAGAAUCCAUUAACAGGAAGGGAAAGAUCACAGCGACUCCAGUGAAUGGAUUCUGGACUGUGAGGUUGAGGAAUGAGAAUGAAUAUAAAGCCUGUGCUGGUCCUCCUGUCUCUCUGUGUGUGAGAGUGAAGCCACAGAAGGUUGGUGUGUUUGUGGAUUAUGAGGAGGGUCUGGUCUCCUUUUAUGAUGUGGAGUCCAGCUCUCAUAUCUACUCUUUCACUGGUCAGUCUUUCACUCAAACACUCUUUCCAUUUUUUAGCCCAUAUUUAAAUCAAAAAGGUAAAAACUCAACUCCACUGAUCAUCACACCUGUCAGUUACAAUUAAUGAAUUUACAUCCCAUAAAUAUAAAAAACUACAUGAACAUUAGAUUUGUACAUUUCUCAAAAGAAAAUAUGAGGUAUGGUUGCUAGGGAGAUCUGGAUGGUUGCUAGUGUGUUCUGUGUACUUUAUUUUGAGCACAAUAUCACUGACUCUGUGCACUUGAGCCGGGAAACAUGAGAACAAACUUCUCCAUCAAUGAAACUGUCUCCAGCUUUUCCACAUCACUGAGAGAGAGAAAAUAAACUUUUCACACUCUAAGAACAGUGUUUAUCAUAUUUAAAACAGCACAUGAUGUACAUUUAAGGGUUUUUGUGACAGAUUUAAAACAGCUCACCUCAGAUUAAAACAGUAUAAAAACAAAAUUGAUCAUCUUAACCAAAAACAAUCUUUCUGACUCUCUGCAUUUCAUAUUCCUCUAUAUGGAACAAAACAUUCUUCAACACUUGCAGCAGUGGAUUCUGAAAUGUGAUCUUGACAGUCAAUUCACAUAAAAACACACAAUCAAUCAAUGAAUGUUCCGACCCUGGACCUAUUUGUUUGUUCUUAUAUUUUUGUCCUUUUGUUUAAUUACAUCCAUGGAUGUAUGACAUUUUAUUGCAGUUGCGGAGUUCUGCUUCCCUUGUGUGUGUUUCUGUUUUGUCGCCUCUUCUUCUCUCUCUUUGCAGGCUGACCAACAUCUGGUGUCUUCAGUUAUGACUGCCAAUCAGUCCUCUGUCAGGAUUGGUUGGUGUGGAAAAGAGCUUCAGGAUAAAAUCCCAGCAGAACCUCUCUGCAUUGGCUCUUUCUCCUCUCCUGUGUCAGACAUGUUGUAUUGCUGUAGUUGAUUGUUGGUUUUAGUAGGUAACUGUUGCUACAACCAAUUUGACUGUGGAUGUUUCCAGUCUUUCAUUGUUGUUGAGCUCUUAAUCCUUUUUUAUUUAAAUGGUAUAAUUAAAAUGAGUAGUUGGGAGGUGGGUGUCAUUUUGUUUAAUCUUGUCUUUUGUCCUGUUUUGAGUUUGAGUGGAUUUAUGUUGUUUAUUUGCAUUUUAUUUUGUAGUUAAGUUAGUUUCGAUUCUUCUUGAGCAACUGGUGAAAUUAUAUUUGUUAUUUUAGUCUUUGUCCCCACCUGGAGCCUUUGCGACUUCCAUUUU
Messenger RNA from Myxocyprinus asiaticus (Chinese sucker), 2860 nucleotides. Its product is annotated as E3 ubiquitin-protein ligase TRIM39-like. The coding region runs from base 66 to 1733 and encodes 555 amino acids. The transcript is spliced from 8 exons. Gene Ontology annotation, biological process: protein ubiquitination. The record is from RefSeq and is a predicted model, not a curated record. NCBI's taxonomy places the organism in Eukaryota, Metazoa, Chordata, Actinopteri, Cypriniformes, Catostomidae. Gene Ontology annotation, molecular function: protein binding; zinc ion binding; ubiquitin-protein transferase activity.